GUCUUCCGCUCGGAGACUCGUGGCGAGAAAUUAAGAAAGAAGAAGAAGAAGAGGAAGAAACUGCGUCAGCUCAGAAACACACAGGAACCCUAGAAAUUCAAUCGAUUUCUAGAAUUUCAUGUUUCACUCACCUCAAAUGGUGAAGAAACGAGUCCCAGAAUGGCUCAACAGCUCGCUCUGGUCUUCUACGCCUUCUCCUUCUCUCGACGACGAUCGCGUUCAACCCUACACCUCCAAGCCCACCACAAUCACCAGUUCUUCUUCCACCUCUGACUACGAGCCACCGUCCAUGGUUGACCCACCAAUCCCCGUGCCCCCUCCCAAACCCACCAGGGAAGACAAGCCCCCUCCGCAGCCCCAAUCCACAGAUUCACUUCCUAAUCACGAAGACAAGAACAACACCACUCCUUCCCCCGAAGACAUCUCCAGGCAGGCUCAGCUCUUGGUCGAGCUAUCAAGAAAGACGAUUAAUUUGCGCGAUUUGCGUAGAAUUGCGUCGCAGGGCAUACCAGAUGGUGCCGGCAUACGUUCUACUGUGUGGAAGCUUUUACUUGGAUAUCUACCACCAGAUCGGGGGCUUUGGUCAUCUGAGUUAGCUAAAAAGAGGUCACAGUACAAGCAUUUUAAAGAUGAGCUUUUGAUGAAUCCUUCAGAAAUCACAAGGAAGAUGGAUAACUGUACAAAUUGUGACACUGAUGAAUCAAAAGGUCAAGGCAAAGGGUUGCUAUCAAGAUCAGAAAUAACUCAUGGCGAGCAUCCAUUGAGUCUUGGGCAGUCCAGCGUCUGGAAUCAGUUCUUCCAGGACACAGAGAUCAUAGAGCAGAUUGACCGAGAUGUAAAGCGUACUCAUCCAGAUUUGCACUUUUUCUCUGGGGACUCUUCAGAUGCUAAAUCUAAUCAGGAUGCUUUGAAGAACAUCCUGAUUGUAUUUGCCAAGCUAAAUCCCGGUAUAAGAUAUGUUCAAGGGAUGAACGAAAUUUUGGCACCACUGUUCUAUGUAUUCAAGACUGAUCCAAAUGAGGAAGAUGCGGCCUCUGCUGAAGCAGACACAUUCUUUUGUUUUGUUGAAUUAUUGAGUGGCUUCCGGGAUCAUUUCUGUCAGCAACUUGAUAAUAGUGUUGUGGGAAUUCGUUCCACUAUAACAAAAUUGUCACAGCUUUUGAAGGAACAUGAUGAAGAGCUAUGGCGUCAUCUUGAGAUCACAACCAAAGUCAAUCCCCAAUUUUAUGCAUUUAGGUGGAUCACCCUUCUCUUAACCCAGGAAUUCAAUUUCGCAGACAGCCUUCACAUUUGGGAUACACUUUUAAGUGACCCAGAAGGUCCUCAGGAAACCCUUCUUCGAGUAUGCUGUGCAAUGUUGAUUCUCAUUCGGAGGCGCUUACUAGCAGGUGAUUUUACCUCUAAUCUCAAACUACUGCAGAACUAUCCUCCAACAAACAUCAGACAUCUGCUGUAUGUUGCCAACAAGUUGCGUGUACAAUCCUCAGGCUAAUUUACCUUACACUGUCAUUCCUUUUUCAUUUUUAUCCAUUUUGUGAUUCGAAUGUCCAUGUUUGUAAAUGACUGGAUGUAUAUGCUCUUAGAGUAACAACUACUAAUGCCUUGAAUUGAUUAUCUUUGAUAGAAUAGACUUCAUCCUUUAUUUAUUUCGCUUUCCCACCAAUUCUGGAAUGGUGAAAUUGUUUACUGAGGGUUAUUGUUUCGGAACACUAGUCGUACAUGUUGAUUCCUUGGUUUGACAAAUGGAUUGCAGUUAUUUAAUUAUUUUAUAUAA
Prunus mume (Japanese apricot) is the source of this 1774-nucleotide messenger RNA. RefSeq lists its product as uncharacterized. NCBI's taxonomy places the organism in Eukaryota, Viridiplantae, Streptophyta, Magnoliopsida, Rosales, Rosaceae. The record is from RefSeq and is a predicted model, not a curated record. Gene Ontology annotation, biological process: intracellular protein transport; activation of GTPase activity. Gene Ontology annotation, molecular function: GTPase activator activity.